Molecule: messenger RNA, 4679 nt
Organism: Drosophila ananassae
Lineage: Eukaryota; Metazoa; Arthropoda; Insecta; Diptera; Drosophilidae
Product: ATP-binding cassette sub-family C member 10
Exons: 6
Coding region: 58-4512 (1484 amino acids)
Biological process (GO): transmembrane transport
Cellular component (GO): membrane
Molecular function (GO): ATP hydrolysis activity; ABC-type transporter activity; ATP binding
Source: RefSeq, a predicted model, not a curated record
AAUUAGCUAAAUUCGUAAAGCAGAACGAACAAGGAAUCCCCGCUAAAUUGGAUCAAAAUGACGAUCGAUUGGGGCAGCUUCGUCUGGAACUGGACACAGUUCUGUCCCACGGGACUGACUCCAUUUGCCAAUGACACCAACGAUCUGCUGCCCUGCUUCCAGGAGACCCUGCUCCAGCUGCCGGUCUACACCAUAUUCGCCUCCAUAUCCGCCUACAAUUUCGGCAAUCAGCAGCGUCAAGUCGCCCGCAAUGGACUCCAGCUCCGAAUGCUGUCGAUCCGGACAUUCCUGGCCGUUGUCCUGGCCCUCCUGCCGGUGGCGAAGCUAUUCGCCUUCAACGCCAAGGGCAUCGAACUGCAUGCCGUCGAUGUGCUGGUCUCCAGUGCCGAGUGCAUCAUGUGGGUGGUGCACAGUGGUUUUCUUCUAACUGCCCGACAGUAUGGGGAGCUUAGUCAUCGGGGAUCGCUGCUCAUCAACGUGGUCUGGCUCACUGUGGUCGUGUUGGACGGCAUCUGGCUGAGAACGAGCCGGCACUUUGACUGGUGGCCCUGGAGCCUGGUAACCAUGAUAUGCGAUCUGCUCUUCGCCCUGACAUUGGUGCCCAAAGGAAGUGCUGUCUAUGUAAGUGCCCCAAGGAGUUCUACCAGCAGAGAGGACGAGGCAUUGCUAUCCCAGAGAUACACCUACUUCCACUUCGACCUGAAUGAGGGGCACUUGGGACAUGCCCAGGAUGAAGCCAACUUGGGCUCGCGCUUCCUCUUCCACUGGGUUCGUCCGUUGAUCUCCAAGGGAGUGGCCGGAAAACUCCGGAAAAUAGAAGACCUCUUUGAUCUGCCUGAGGCACUGAACAUUACCCGACUCAGCGAGAGAUUGCACUUGGCCCUGUCCCAGUCGCAAAGCUUGUGGAAGGCCCUGCACAGGUGCUUCGGCGUGGAGUUCUACUUGAUUGGACUUCUGAGACUAAUAGCUGAUUUGAGUGGCUUCGCGGGACCCCUGCUCCUUGGCGGACUUCUAAGGCAGGAUCACCAGGAUCCGUAUCUGGUGUAUUACUAUGCCCUGGGUCUCUUUGGCAGUACACUGCUCUCCGCCCUGUGCGCCACUCACUUUGAUUGGCGCAUGGCCAUGGUCUCCAUGAAGAUGCGCGUGGGAGUGGUGAACGCCAUUUAUCGGAAAGCCCUCGAGGCCAGAGUCAUCAAAGACUCAAAGCCGGACAUGCUCAACCUCAUGUCCACGGAUACGGACAGAAUUGUAAACUCAUGUAUUAGUUUCCACUUCUUCUGGAGUAUUCCUUUCAAGCUGUUCACCACGUUGUACCUGCUCUAUCUGCAGCUGGGAGCUGCUUUCCUGGCGGGCGUCAUCUUCGCAGCCCUCUUGAUUCCCAUCAACCGGUGGCUGGCCAAGAGGAUUGGCAUUUAUUCCAGUGGUCUGAUGACCGCCAAGGAUGCCAGGCUGUCGGCCACGACGGAGACCAUGCAGGGAGCCAAGCAGAUCAAGAUCAACGCUUGGGAGGAUAUCUUCAUUACCAAGAUCCGCGGACUUCGCCAGGAGGAGCUGCGGUUUCUGGGGAAGAGAAAAUACCUGGACGCCAUGUGCGUAUACUUUUGGGCCACGACUCCGGUGCUGAUGUGCCUGCUCACCUUUGGAGUCUCUGUCCUGAUGGGCAAUCCCCUGAUAGCUUCCACUACCUACACCAGCGUGGCGUUGCUUUACAUGCUCAUCGGUCCCUUGAAUGCCUUCCCGUGGGUUUUGAACGGCCUCAUCGAGGCCUGGGUGUCCAUCAAACGGGUGCAACAGCUAAUGGAUGUCCCCAAUCUGGACUACUCCUCGUACUACAAUCCUAUUAUGCGAGGAAGUGGCGGACUGGUGGCUGGAGAAGAUGCUCCCUUGGAUGCUCCCAAGGCCAGUGUGCUCCAGAUGAAGAGCGCUAGUUUCACUCACGAAACCGAAGAUGAUUCAUCACACAUGUCCUUCCAUCUGAAGGACAUUAAUGUGGACAUCAAGGCGGGACAACUUAUCUGUAUCGAAGGGCCUGUCGGAGGAGGCAAGAGCAGUUUUCUAUCCGCCAUAGUUGCCAACCUGCAGUGCACCGACGGCGAAGUGUGCGUUCAAGAGCUGACCACUGGAUUUGGUUACGUUCCCCAGUCCCCGUGGCUACAAAGGGGCACCAUCCGGGAAAAUAUCGUGUGGGGAUCACAGUUCGACGAGCAAUGGUACAAGACGGUGCUGCAUGCCUGUGCAUUAGAGGAGGAUCUGCAGAUCCUUGGAGGUGAUCUCGUGGGUGUGGGAGAGAACGGAAGAACAUUAUCCGGUGGCCAGCGGGCUAGAGUGGCCUUGGCCCGAGCGGUUUACCAGGACAAGAAGAUUUACCUUUUGGACGAUGUUCUCUCCUCUUUGGACGCCCAUGUGGCCAGGCACAUCAUCAAGUACUGCAUCCUACGCCUGCUGAAACAUAAGACCCGGAUUGUGGUCACCCGAAGCGUCCAGUUGUUCUUCCACGCCAACCAAAUACUCCAGAUGAAGGAUGGCAAACUGCUGCCAAGCGAAUACAUGACCCAGAGCAUCGACCUCAGCCUGGACGAGGAGCUGGAUGACGACCAGGGACCACGCAGCCGGCGGAGUUCAGUGGAGUUGGCCAACCAGGACGACAAGAAGAGUGUGGACAGUCUGCUCCUCGAGGAAUCAAGGGAAUAUGGUCAUCUCUCUGGGAAUGUUUUCACCUGCUACUGGCGGGCGGUGACUUCUCCAUUGGCCUUUACGGUCUUGCUGUUUGUGUUGCUAAUGCAACUGACCCGGAAUCUCAGUGAUGCCUGGCUGGCCUACUGGGUCACGCAAACCACUCUUGAUCCGCACCAGAACGACACAACUUUAGAGCAUGUCUUGAUGCGACCUGGACUUGAAAAUGGAACAGAAUCGGGCCACACUACAGGAUUCUAUUUGGGCAUCUUUGCCGCCAUCGCUGUGAGCAACUCCCUGGUGACUUUGGCCAGAGCAUUCCUAUUCGCCUACGCUGGGAUCAAGGCGGCCAUCUUUAUGCACGAGAAUCUCCUCAAGAAAGUCAUGUUUGCUAAGUUCAACUUCUUCGACAUUACCUCAGUGGGCAGAAUCCUGAAUAGAUUCUCCUCGGACACAAACACCGUAGACGACUCCCUGCCCUUCAUCCUGAAUAUAUUAUUGGCCCAACUGGCUGGCUUGAUAGGAGCCCUCUGCGUGAGCUUGUAUGCCAUGCCUUGGUUGGGUCUGGUGAUCAUUCCCAUGGUGCCGAUCUAUCUGAAUCUUCAGCAGCGCUAUCGGCAUGCCUCCAGAGACAUCAAGCGGUUGUCCAGCAACGCCAUGUCACCACUUUACACACAUUUUACAGAGACGCUGCAAGGACUUACCACCAUAAGGAGCAUGAGAGCCAGUCCAAGAUUUCAGCGUGAUUUUCAGGUUAAGCUGGAGGAAAGCAUCAAGGCCCAACUGACCCAAUCGGCUGCUCAACAGUGGCUGGCGCUUCGUCUUCAGUUGCUGGGAACACUCUUGGUCGGAGGCGCUGGCCUCUUGGCAGCCAUCACAGCUUCACACACCACCAAUCCCGGCUUGGUGGGAUUAUGCAUCUCCUAUGCUCUCUCCAUAACUGGCCAGCUGGGUGAUCUCCUUCAUGCCGUGGCCGAAACGGAGCAGGAACUGGUGGCAGUGGAGCGCAUAGAUCAGUACCUGCAACUAGAGGGCGAGCAAAACUCCUCGGGAAGUGCUGACCCGCCGUUCGGUUGGCCCACUCAGGGCGUUCUGAGCUUCCGCGAGGUUCAACUGAGCUACCGGGAGCACCUGUCCCCUGCCCUCAAAGGAAUCACCUUCCAAACGGAGGCCUUUGAGCGGAUCGGCAUAGUGGGACGCACGGGAGCGGGAAAGACUUCCAUCCUGGCUGCCCUACUGCGGGUGGCUCCCCUGUCAGAGGGUGAGAUUCGCCUGGACGAGGUUAACCUGAAGACUCUGGCACUGAGCGUUCUUCGAGAGCGGGUGGGAGUCAUCACCCAGGAGCCAUUCCUUUUUGAGGGCACUGUUCGAGAGAAUCUAGAUCCCCGGCAUGGUUUCUACGACUCUGAGAUCUGGCAUGCCAUUAAGAACUCUGCUGCGGCCACUCUUCUCGUCCAGCAACUGGGCGGCUUGGAUGGCAAAGUGGAGUCCUGUGGCAACAACCUCUCCGCAGGGCAGCGGCAACUUCUAUGCCUGGCGAGAGCGCUACUUAAAAACGCCAAGGUGGUGGCCAUCGACGAGGGAACCUCCAACCUGGACGAUGAAUCGGAUCUGAGCAUGCAACAAGCCCUGCGGAAUGCCUUCAAGAGUUGCACGCUCCUCUUCAUCGCCCACCGGUUGCGGGGUCUCCAGGCCAUGGAUAGGAUUGUAGUGCUGGAGGAUGGUCGCAUUUGCGAGAUGGGCAAGCCGCAAGAUCUGGCAUCCAAUAGCUCCACCAUAUUCCACGGCAUGCUACUGGCCCAGGACAUAAACCCCGAGGAGUUUGCUCGGCCAAAUUAGAUUUAAAAAAGGACGAUUUUCAGAAGCUACUCUGGACUCUUUUUUUGUAAAUAAGUCAAUUGUACAAGAAUUUAUUUAUUUUGUUUUUAAACUUGUAUUAUUUUAUAUUUUAUUUGUUCCUAACCCGAAGAAUCCAACUUGUGAGUCACCUGAGACUUAAUCAUCAA